This is a messenger RNA of Cuscuta campestris, 1276 nucleotides long. The record is from the annotation of a GenBank genome assembly. NCBI's taxonomy places the organism in Eukaryota, Viridiplantae, Streptophyta, Magnoliopsida, Solanales, Convolvulaceae.
GCGAGCUUGUGACCCGAGUGGGGGCUAUGAGUUGUUGGAACAUUGGGAUUGCCUUCGCGGCCGGGUCUUGGAGACGCCAUCAUUGGGCCGCCCUGUCCAAGCUGGGAGUUGGGCCAAGGUUCUUGUUCGAAGGAAUGGGAGUCUUGUCCACUAAAAUGUUGGGGUAAUGCGUGAGGCUGGUUUCACAGAGCAGCGAAAACCCCCUCCUCUCAGCAGUGGAAGGAUAACGGUCCAUCGUCUUCUAGGCCCAUCUAACCUCAAGGGCUACCCAAUUGGGACCUUCACCUUUUGCUAAUUUUUUUCUUUUAAUUCUUUGAGACAUUUUUGUAAAUAAAAAAAAUUAAACUCAAAGUAAAACCCAAAGAUGUCGACGAAGGUCACCCUAAAACCCCUCGAGGCUGAGGAUGAGGAGGAACCUGUAAUGGCAGAAGAAGACAAUUCAAGAAAAGAAGUGGAUCUUGGGAAUGGAAGCGGCGUGAUUUACAUACCCAGAUUCUUAUCCUGCCACCAAUCCCGGGAUUAUUUGAAAUACCUCAACGACCACAUUCCUUGGACCCGACCCACCAUUCGCGUAUUCGGUCGGCCUUUUCUUCAGCCUAGGGAAACUUGCUAUGUUGCAAGCAAAGGAUUGCGAGAGUACGUUUACAGUGGAUAUCAACCACGUGCGUAUUCUUGGGAAGAAUUUCCUCCUCUCAUGGACAUCCUAGAUGCAGUCCAUAAAGCAAUUCCCGGAACCUCUUUCAACAGCUUGCUUAUGAAUAGGUACAACGGAGGGAAUGACUACGUUGGAUGGCAUGCCGAUGAUGAGGAAAUUUAUGGUCCCACUCCAGAUAUUGCAUCUGUUUCCUUCGGAUGUGAAAGGGACUUCUUUUUGAAAAAGAAACCAAGUAAAAUUUUCCGAGGUAAAUAUGGUGAAGAUGAAUCCCCGAGCAAGCGUUCCAAGAAGCCAGACGAUCCAGAAAAGCACCGUUUUGCACUAAAAAAUGGAUCAUUGCUGGUAAUGAGAGGCAAUACUCAACGGGAUUGGCUCCACUCCGUGCCAAAGCGUGCAAAAGCUGUUGGAAUGCGAAUAAACCUCACUUUCAGGCACGUUCUUUGAAUGUGAAAAAUACCAAAAUAGGACUUUCAUGUUUUUUUUCCCAGAAUAGGACUUUACAAUGUGGUAAUGUGACUUUGCAUUGUGGUAAUAUGGCAGUGUACUAUACUUUCUUGGUAAUAUAUAUGACCAUGUUUGGUAAUGUAAGUCCUAUUUCGGGAAUAAAAACAUGGAAGUCCU